AUGGUGCAAAUAAGCGAGAUCAAGGGAGUGAGCAGGGAGAACCGUACAGCUGCCCAUACACAUAUCAAAGGACUUGGACUGGAUGAGCAGGGAUAUGCCCGUCGUGUCGAGGGAGGGUUUGUAGGCCAAGAGCAAGCUCGAGAGGCAUGUGGAGUGGUUGUGGAUCUUAUUAAAGCCAAAAAAUUGUCGGGCAAGGCUAUUUUACUAGCCGGAGCGCCAGGUACUGGUAAAACGGCGUUGGCAUUGGCUAUUUCACAGGAAUUGGGACCUAAAGUACCGUUCUGCCCGAUUGUGGGUAGUGAGAUCUUUUCCGCAGAAGUUAAGAAGACCGAGGCUUUAAUGGAGAACUUCCGUCGUGCAAUUGGACUGAGAAUCAAAGAAACUAAAGAGGUAUAUGAAGGAGAAGUGACUGAAUUGACGCCAGAAGAGGCUCAGAAUCCACUUGGAGGGUACGGCAAGACCAUCAGCCAUGUGGUUGUGGGACUCAAGAGUUAUAAAGGAACGAAGCAAUUAAGGCUCGAUCCUAGUAUAUACGAGAGUAUUCAGAAGGAAAAGGUCGCGGUAGGCGAUGUUAUUUAUAUUGAAGCCAAUACUGGAGCUGUCAAGAGAGUAGGUCGUUCGGAUGCGUAUGCUACCGAGUUUGAUCUCGAGGCUGAAGAGUAUGUUCCAUUACCAAAGGGCGAUGUUCAUAAGAAAAAGGAGAUUGUUCAAGAUGUCACUUUACACGAUCUGGAUAUUGCAAAUGCCCGUCCUCAAGGCGGACAAGAUAUCAUGUCCAUGAUGGGUCAAUUGAUGAAACCCAAGAAGACGGAAAUCACCGAUAAACUGAGACAAGAGAUUAAUAAGGUUGUACAAAAGUAUAUUGACCAGGGAAUUGCCGAACUGAUUCCUGGAGUUCUGUUUAUUGACGAAGUGCACAUGCUAGAUAUUGAGAGUUUCACGUAUCUCAACCGAGCUCUUGAGUCGACUAUUUCGCCCAUUGUGGUACUAGCGUCGAACCGAGGCAUGACUACUGUCCGAGGAACUGAAGAUAUUCAGGCCCCUCACGGUAUUCCUUCAGAUCUUGUUGACAGACUGCUGAUUGUGCGCACCCUUCCAUACAAUUACGAAGAGAUCCGUACCAUUAUCGAGAAACGGUCGAUCAUUGAACAAUCACCUGCUACCAGUGCUGCUCUUGACAAACUGGCGACCCACGGAGUCAACACAUCUCUCCGAUACGCACUCCAGCUGCUGGCCCCAGCAUUCAUUAUCGCCAAAUCCAACGGCCGCACCGAAAUCGACGUGUCCGACACCGACGAGGUCGAAGACCUCUUCCUCGACGCCAAACGCAGUACCUCGAUCCUCCAACAGGACCAGAAGUUCCUGGCUUAA
Sugiyamaella lignohabitans is the source of this 1371-nucleotide messenger RNA. It is a transcript of the gene RVB1, whose product is annotated as RuvB family ATP-dependent DNA helicase pontin. NCBI's taxonomy places the organism in Eukaryota, Fungi, Ascomycota, Dipodascomycetes, Dipodascales, Trichomonascaceae. Gene Ontology annotation, molecular function: DNA helicase activity; ATP binding; ATP hydrolysis activity. Gene Ontology annotation, biological process: regulation of transcription by RNA polymerase II; box C/D snoRNP assembly; chromatin remodeling. The coding region runs from base 1 to 1371 and encodes 456 amino acids. Gene Ontology annotation, cellular component: Swr1 complex; NuA4 histone acetyltransferase complex; R2TP complex. The transcript has a single exon. The record is from RefSeq and is a predicted model, not a curated record.